UUUUGAAACCCCGGAGAAGUAGUCACAAAAUGCCCAAUACCCACCACUGAUGAGGAUGGAUUUUUUACUUCUACUCACGGCUCUUAUUACAUUACUGUCACGUUUGUCAUUGUAGGGUGCAUAAAACUGGAAUAGGAUUAAAAAGUUGAAAUGUGCUCCUUCAUGUUUGUAGUAUAUUUUCCGUUUAAAUAUUCCAUUUAGAUACCCCAAAACACUUCAAUUGGAGCAUCUAACACAAUUAUGACUAAUUUACCAAAGAAACGGCAGUCCAAACAAACAAAGCAACAAAAUGGAACUCUAAAAAGAGGGGGCGUUACUAAUACAACGAUAGUAAAGUCAUGGCGUGGUGCUGAUAGUGCUAUAAUGAAUGGUAGUGGUAGUAUAACUAAUAAAGUUCGAAAAUUAUUCAUCAAUGCUUUUCGACUUUGUUGCCUUUUUGUGCUAUCUACAAUUGGAUAUAUUUUUAGCAGUCUAACGCCUUCUAUGCAACAAACACUUGAAAGAUUAAUGUCUAAAUUGAAAGGAAAUUCAAAUUCUGUUGGCGGACAAGAUGAUAUUAUUUCAUCUAGCGGUGAUGGGUCAAAUAUUGCUGAAGAGGAUGAUUGGGAAAGAGAUUCUAAUCAUUAUCAAACAAUUAAUUUAGAUUCUUCAAGUGUAAAUUUAAUUCAAAGUGGAAAACGACGAGCUCGAAGACCAAGAGGUCUUUCUACACUUUCCUCUAAUUCUACAACAACAAAUGAACAACAACAACAAAGUUCUUCUUCGGCAAAAACUCCACCAACUUCAUCUUGUUCAAUUUCUUACGCAAAUGGUGAUUUGGCUCUCACACCGAAUGCUGGAAGCAGUGGAAUUUCUUUUUUGAUUGGAAAUGAUUUAUCUUUAACAGAAAAUGGGGAGCAAAUACGCGAUAAUGCAAUGAAAAUGAGUGAAUUGAAACAUUUAUUGAAACAAAAACAAAUGUUUGGAGAAUUUUAUAUUUUUUUAAUUUUUGUUUUAAGGUUGGAGCAAUCAAUGGAGAAACUUCGAAAUGAGCUUAAAAUAUCUCGUCAUGGUGAGAAUGAUUUACGUUCGCAACUUGCUUCUGCACAACAACAAGAACAAACCACUCGAUGUGAAUGGCGUCAAUACGAGAGAGAACAAAAACAAAAAUUAGAACAAUUGGAACAAAAAGGCCGUCAAUUAAACAAACAAAAUGAACAUUUCAAAACAAACAUUCAAGCUUUGGAAAAACGUGUUGGUGAAUUACAAUUGAAGAAAAUAGAAAUUGAGAGAGAAUUAGCAAACGAGCGACUUGCAAAACAACAACAGUUAAAUGCUGCUGUGGAUAAUUCUAAUCGUCACGAAAAUGGUGAACUACAAAAACAAAAGUUAAUCAAUAUGGACAAAGAAUUGAAACAUUUGAAACGAGAAUUUAAAAAUAAAGAAGAAUUUUGUUCGAAACUCGAAGAGGAAAUGCGCCGAUUAUCUACAGCUAGAAAUGACGAGAGCAAACAAAUUGAAACACUUCGUCAAAAGAAUUUCUUGUUAGAACAAACACUUUCAGCUGAAAAUAGAUUAAAACAAGAUUUAUUCCGUGCAUUAAAUGAUUCAAAAGCUGAAAUUGCUUCAAUGAAAGCCCAACUCCGGGCAAAACACACAAAAGAUCAAGCUGAUAUGAUGAACGCGUUUACCUCUACUCCAAGUGAAAAUUCUAUUUUCCAAAAUGGAUUCGUCACAAAAAGUUGCGGAGAUAAAGAAAAUAGUACUUCAUUGUCGACUGGUUCUUCGCCAAUUCAACAUCAACAAAAUUUUUCAUCGCAAAAUACACAAAAAUCAUUAACACCGCCACCUUUGUCAGUUGCUAGUUCAACAUUAAAUUUGGAACAAUUAUUACAAGCUACGCAAAAUAUGUUGGUUUUUUAAAAUAUGUCUUAUGAUUUUUGUCAGUUUUUUUUAUAAAUUUGCUUUUUAAUUUUUUUAGAAAUACCCCCGCAUAACCUCUCAAAUCUCGACUA
Meloidogyne enterolobii is the source of this 1994-nucleotide messenger RNA. The record is from the annotation of a GenBank genome assembly. Lineage: Eukaryota; Metazoa; Nematoda; Chromadorea; Rhabditida; Meloidogynidae.